AUGUUCCUCUUGGCAGUCCUGCUAACAAACCUACUGCUGGCCACUGUAGUAUCAGGAUCAUCAGGUUCUUCGCUUCAGGAGUCAUCAGUUUCCCGUUGCAGCCUGUUUGGGAAUGAUCACAUCAAAACUUUUGAUGGUUCUUUCUACAAUUUUGCUGGGGACUGCAGUUACCUCGUUGCUGGAGACUGUCACAAGCGCUCCUUCACACUCUUAGGUGACUACCAGGGUGGGGAGAAAAUCGGUUUCUCUGUGUAUCUUGGAGAAUAUUUCAAUCUUCGCUUCUCUUUAGAUGGAGGUGUGAUGCAGGAAGACAAAAGGGUUUCCAUACCUUUUGCCUCCAAUGGCAUAUUUAUAGAGAAGGAGGCAGGUUAUUAUAAAAUAUCCAGCGAUGAGCAUGGCUUUGUGGUGAAGAUUGAUAUCAGUGGGAAUAUUCAGAUACUCCUUCAGGAAAAGUACUAUAAUAAGACCUGUGGGUUGUGUGGCAACUUUAAUAAAUUUGCUGAAGAUGACUUCAGAACUCAGGAAGGGACCCUUGUGGGAAACAGUUACGAUUUUGCGAACUCCUGGGCUUUGCACAGUGAAAACAAGCGGUGCAAGAGAGUGCAGACACCAAGCAACACCUGCAACAUUUCAUCUGAUAUUGUGGAAAAGGACAUCAUGGAAACCUGUCAGCUGCUAAGAACAUCUUUGACCUUCUCCCGGUGCCACCACCGAGUUGAUCCAGAGCCAUACAUGGAUCUCUGUGAAAGAGACAUCUGUGCCUGUAGCCAGGGCAUGGACUGUCACUGCUCGGUGUUCCUCGAUUAUGCAAGAAGCUGCGCUCAUGAAGGAGUGACUUUGGAUGGGUGGCCUGAAGAGAGUUUAUGCC
Eurypyga helias (sunbittern) is the source of this 868-nucleotide messenger RNA. Its product is annotated as von Willebrand factor-like. Gene Ontology annotation, cellular component: extracellular matrix. The record is from RefSeq and is a predicted model, not a curated record. The annotation marks the transcript as partial. Lineage: Eukaryota; Metazoa; Chordata; Aves; Eurypygiformes; Eurypygidae. The transcript has 6 exons.